AUGAUAGACAGGUACUCGCGAUGGCCAGAAGCAAUUCCCCUUGAGGAAAUAUCCGCACCAAAAGUUGCGAGGGCGUUUUACGAAAAUUGGGUAUCGCGAUACGGCGCACCAAUUUACGUAACCACCGACCAAGGACCUCAGUUCGAAUCGCAACAGCAUCAGUUCCUCAAAGAAUUACAAGAGUACAUCGGUAGGGUAAAACCAAUUCCGAUCGACCACAAAAAGGCGAUAAAACCUUUCAUUUUCAAGGAUCUAUCCACCUGUUCCCAUGUAUUCCUACUGAUCAAGGCAGUGAAACCCCCUCUAAUUAGACCGUAUUCAGGACCACAUAAAGAUGUAUCACGACUUGCGGACGGAAAGACAUUCGUAAUCGAUGUCAAUGGGUCCAACAAAACGGUAAACAUCGAACUACUCAAACCCGCCCAUUAUACACCUCCAAAUUGCAAAAAUAACGUCGAUCAGACGGGCGAAGAGGGCAGCGGGGGAGCAAAAGCUGAGGAGAGUACCUAG
Messenger RNA from Belonocnema kinseyi, 510 nucleotides. RefSeq lists its product as uncharacterized. The coding region runs from base 1 to 510 and encodes 169 amino acids. Lineage: Eukaryota; Metazoa; Arthropoda; Insecta; Hymenoptera; Cynipidae. Gene Ontology annotation, biological process: DNA integration. Gene Ontology annotation, molecular function: nucleic acid binding. The record is from RefSeq and is a predicted model, not a curated record. The transcript has a single exon.